ACGCAUUAGAUCUGAGUUUACUUAAUUUUCAAUUUAGCCUGCUUUUAAAAUUAUAUCAAUCUGUUUUUCAUUCAUAAGUUCAGUGUUUGAGUGUCAAACAAAACAAAACAAAAAAUGUCAACAAUUGCCGUUACUAGUUCACAAUCAUUAACCAUAAAUGAAGAACCAUUAUUUGAUCCAAAUGCAUUCGGUAUGGCAACAUUAUUAGGUGGUCUAUUAAUAAUGGGUAUUGCAUCCGAUUUAAUGAUUGAUUCAACAACCGAUUGGUUAGCAUGGUCAUUAGGUUAUUUUGGUCUUGUAUUAAUUAUUUGUUCAUUAAUAGCAUUUACAUAUUCAUUUAUACAUUGUUUUCAAGUAUCAUCAAAUGAAUUAAGACCAUUAACAGUGAAUAAUAAUUUGCAACAACAUCAACAUCAUGUACAUCAUUUUCAUCAUCAAUUUUAUGGAUCAUCAUCAUCAUUAUCAUCAUCAUCAUCAUUGAUCAAACAAACAAACAAAAAAGUUAAAAAUUCAAAUUCAAAUGGUCAUUCGAAAUCAGAUACCAUUGUGGUAUGAAUUUAUUUGCUCUACUUAUUAUUAUUAUAAUUCGUUAAAAAAACCAAAGUAAAUGUAAAUAUUUUUAAAAUGAAAUAAAAAUUUUAUUAUAUAU
Messenger RNA from Dermatophagoides pteronyssinus (European house dust mite), 649 nucleotides. RefSeq lists its product as uncharacterized. The record is from RefSeq and is a predicted model, not a curated record. Lineage: Eukaryota; Metazoa; Arthropoda; Arachnida; Sarcoptiformes; Pyroglyphidae.